Molecule: messenger RNA, 1456 nt
Organism: Raphanus sativus (radish)
Lineage: Eukaryota; Viridiplantae; Streptophyta; Magnoliopsida; Brassicales; Brassicaceae
Product: transcription factor bHLH90-like
Exons: 8
Coding region: 57-1217 (386 amino acids)
Biological process (GO): regulation of DNA-templated transcription
Cellular component (GO): nucleus
Molecular function (GO): protein dimerization activity; DNA-binding transcription factor activity; sequence-specific DNA binding
Source: RefSeq, a predicted model, not a curated record
CAGGCUUUUUUUGUUUGGCUUAGAGUGAGUAAGUUAGAGAGAGGUGGCGAGAGAGAAUGAAGGAGUUUCUUCGACCUUUCGUGGAUUCUAGAGAGUGGGACUUCUGCGUUAUCUGGAAACUCGGCGAUGAUCCUUCUAGGUUUAUUGAGUGGGUGGGAUGCUGCUGCAGUGGUAGUUAUAUUGAUAAGAACAUUAAGCAUGAACACGAGGAAGAAGAAGAGGUGGGAUCUUUUUGCAGAGAUGAAGACAACAAGCAUCAUAUAAGAACCUUAGCUUGUGAAUCUCUCUCUCGUUUUCCUCUCUUCGUUCCUCUCUAUCCCGGGAUUCAUGGAGAAGUAGUCAUGUCAAAAACUCCCAAAUGGUUGGUUAAUUCUGCUCCAGGAUCUAAACAGGAUAUAUUCAGCACAAGGGUUCUUGUCCCAGUACGUGAUGGUCUAGUUGAGCUUUUCUCCUUCAUAAUGAAACCGGUUGAUGAAAGCAUGGUUGAUUUGAUCAUAUCGCGUUGUAACGCCUUCUUUGAACCAUUCCCCGAGCAAGCACUCCCAUUUAAGAUCAUUCCUAGAGCAGAGGAAUCUAUGUUAUUGCACAAGGAUGUAGAGGAUGAUGCUGUGAUGCAAAACACCAUGGACGUACGAGAUAGUAGUAACAAGAAGAUGGCGCCAAAGGAAAACUUCAAAUCGAAGAAUCUUCAUUCAGAGAGGAAAAGAAGAGAGAGGAUCAAUCAGAGAAUCUAUGCUUUAAGAGCCGUUGUCCCUAACGUUACAAAGAUGAACAAAACUGGAACUAUCAGUGAUGCGGUUGAUUACAUCAAUCAACUUCUAGUAGAGAAGCAGAAACUCGAAGGUGAGCUGAGAGGAUUCAACGAGGUUGAAUGCAGAGGAAUCAUCGCUGCAGAGGUGGAAGAAUCUGCAGUAGCUAAUUCACAAGCUGGAAAAGUUUUAUCUGGACUCAACAAGAAAGUUUACAACGAGGUGAAUCUUGAAGUGUACGAGACUGGUGAGCGAGGUUUCUUGAUCCGGGUUGAGCAGGAGCAUAAACGAGAUGGAUUCAAAAGGUUAUUAGAAGCUAUAGACUCUUGUGGACUUGAGAUCAUAGACGUCAAUUUCACAAGACUCGGUCUCACAGUCAUGACCGUUCUCAAUGUCAAGGCGAACAAAGAUGGAACUACAAUUGAAAUUCUGAGAGAUUUGCUGCUCAAGAUGAUGAUAACCAACUAAAACAAGGUCAAAUGUGCAUAACCAACUAAAACAAGGUCAAAUGUUUUGUUUGCUUGAGCCACAAGCUACCUAUAAGAUCUGUUUAACAAAGCUUUUUUUUUUGGUGAUAAAUUUAUAUGUUUUAGAUUAAUUGAUUGUUUCCAUAUGUCUCCCCAACUUUAGCUGAUUGACUAUAAACUCGACCUCGGUGUUGAAUUUUGAGUUUCUUUAAAUUAAGGCCUUCGCAAAGUUGCUGAUGA